UCUCCUGAGAACGUCAGCACGAUUCGCAGUGACUGGCGUUCGCGCGGUCCUAAACCCCGCCUUUCUGUGUACUACGUAAGCACAAAGUUGGCGCGUGGUACGCAUCGUUUGAAAAGUGUUCAUUGUAGCCUACUAUUGUUACAAGCUACAAAAUAAAGUUUUCCACAAUGGAUCGAGCCUCCAAGCGCAGGCAGGUGAAGCCCCUGGCUGCCUCGCUUCUAGAUGUCCUGGACUAUGACAGCUCAGAUGACAGUGAUUUCGAAGUGGGAGACGCAGACGCUACGGGGUCAGAGGGUACAGGGAACGGCAGCGAUGACGAGGGCUCUAAAGACAGCGUCAGAGGUGCAGACAGUGACUCGGAUCCUGCCGUAACUCCAGACGAAGAGGCCGUUGAUGAUGAAGAGAAGGAGCUUAAAGAAGAUGUGCAGGAAGAAGAGAAAGUCAAGGACCAGCCUUCCUCUGAGGAAAGCGGCAAAAAAGAACCAGUCUCUAAAAAUCGCAAGAAAGCCGAAAAGACCUCAGACUCGGAGCCCAACGGGAGCAGCGCGGUGGAAGAAAGCCCUAAAAAGUGGAACCUACGGAGAAACAGGCCCAUGCUGGACUUCACCACGAUGGAGCAGCUAAACGAGAUGGACGAUUACGACAGCGAGGAUGAUAACGACUGGAGGCCAACGUCUGGAAAGAAGAAAAACAAAGCCGGCGGGAAGGAGAAAGAAGGGAGCGAAGAUGAGGGAGAGGAAGAAGGCAGCGCAGAGGAGGAGGACGACGGCGACGAUGACGAGAACGACGAUGAUGACAACAACGACGAGGAGGACGAGGAUGACGACGACGAGAGCAGCAGCAGCAGCGACAGUGAAGUGGCAGUGAAAAAAGCCAGGAAAAAAGCCAGCAAGAACACCAGAGCAUUCGAUGAGGAGGAGACCAAUGACAGCCAUAGCACAUCUCAAGGAAAGGGAAACGAGGACUCUUUGGUGGAGCGAGCUCAGGUUUGGACCUCACAGAGGAUGGAGCACAUUCUGAUCUGCUGCGUCUGUCUGGGAGACAACAGCGAGGACACGGACGAGAUCAUCCAGUGCGACAACUGCGGCGUGACCGUGCACGAAGGCUGCUACGGGGUUGACGGUGAGAGCGACUCCAUCAUGAGCUCGGCCUCGGAGAACUCCACAGAGCCGUGGUUCUGCGAUGCCUGUAAAAAUGGUGUGAUGCCCAGCUGCGAGCUCUGCCCCAGUCAGGAUGGGAUCUUUAAAGAGACAGACGCUGGAAGGUGGGUGCAUGUUGUAUGUGCGCUCUACGUUCCAGGAGUGGCGUUCGGAGACAUCGACAAACUACGGCCUGUAACGCUGACAGAAAUGAACUACACUAAGUACGGUGCCAAGGAGUGCAGUCUCUGCGAGGACGCCCGCUUCGCCCGUACAGGAGUGUGUAUCAGCUGCGACGCUGGCAUGUGUCGCUCCUACUUCCACGUGACGUGUGCCCAGCGUGAGGGGCUGCUGUCUGAGGCCGCUGCAGAAGAGGACAUAGCUGACCCGUUCUUCGCCUAUUGUAAGCAGCACGCCGACCGAUUCGACAGGAAGUGGAAGAGGAAGAACUACCUGGCGCUCCAGUCCUACUGCAAAGUGUCAUUGCAUGAGAGAGAGAAGCAGCUGACUCCUGAAGCCCAGGCCAGGAUCAACACGCGGCUGCAGCAGUACCGGGCGAAGGCAGAAGUGUCUCGGAAUGCACGUCCUCAAGCGUGGGUGCCCCGAGAGAAGCUCCCGCGUCCGCUCACUUCCAGCGCCUCGGCCGUGAGAAAGCUCUUGCGCAAAGCUGAGCUCAUGGGGAUCAGCACAGACGUGUUCGCCACGGACACUGCGGAUGCAAGCGCCAGCCUGGACGGACGCCGGAAACACAAACAGCCUGCGCUCACCGCUGAUUUCGUCAACUAUUACCUCGAGCGGAACAUGCGGAUGAUCCAGAUCCAGGACAACAUCUUGGAGCAGAAGAACCUGAAAGACAAACUGGAGAGCGAGCAGGAGAAGCUGCAUGUGGAGUAUAACAAGCUCUGCGAGUCUCUGGAGGAUCUACAGAAUGUCAACGGGCUGCUGAGGAACGAAGGCCAGUCCAUGUGGAGCAUGCUGGGAAACAUCCUCGGACAGAAACUGAAUUCUCCAGCUGUUUUAAAGCCUCCCAAAGAGAGAAAGCCAAGCAAGAAGGAAGGUGGAAGCCCAGGGAAGUCCAGCAGUCUCCCAGCAGUGCUCUACAGCUGUGGGAUCUGUAAGAAGAACCAAGACCAGCAUCUCCUGUUACUGUGCGACACAUGCAAGCUUCACUACCACCUGGGCUGCCUGGAUCCACCUCUCACCCGAAUGCCCAAGAAAACCAAGAAUAGCUACUGGCAGUGUUCUGAGUGCGACCAGGCCAGCAGCGAUGAGGCAGACAUCGCCAUGGAGACGCUUCCCGAUGGCACCAAGAGGUCCAGAAGACAGAUCAAAGGGCCAAUCAAAUUCAUCCCUCAGGACAUGUCACCUGAGCCGAAAAAACUUCAGCUGAGGGGCACGAGAACCCGGGGCCAGAAGAGGAAAAGGGUGUCUAUCUGCGAAGAAGACAAGAUAGAGGAACCGGCACCGCGGGAACGAAGGCAGCGGCAAUCGGUGCUGCAAAAAAAACCUAAAGCUGACGACACGAGGACGGAGUGUACAACCUGCAAAGGGCCUGGCGACAACGAGAACCUCGUCCGGUCGUGAGAGCCGGGCGCCACCUCUCCCACCUCACCUACGCUCCUCCCUAAAAAAUCUGGGGACAGAUGAGAGAGGGACAGAGAGAGGGAGAAAGAGAAAAGAGAGAGAGGCAGAUUAAAUCGUUACGAAAAGCGGCGUCCAGGUCGGGGCAGGAAGUUCGCAGACGACGGCCUCCUCUGACCGUCUCCUUUGACAUCACUUCCUGCUCAGAACCAUGGAAUUUAACACGUUGACUCUUUUGGUCCACAGAGAAACUUUCAGGAGCUAAAGCACUUUUUUUCUUUCUUUCUUUCUUUUUUUCAAAUUUCAUAUUACACAUGGAAUCGAAAGCUUGCGAAUUAAAGGGAUUUUAAAGGGUGCCGCAGUGGAUUCUAUAAGAGGACUAAGAGGAUCUUGUGGACUUUUAGGUAGCCAUUUUGGAUGGAGAUGUUAAAGUUUACGAACGUGUACUGGACAGUAUCUCUGACGCUGGAUAUGUAGCUGCCUGCUUCAAGUGGCCUUUGUGCAAUCCUGGACAAUUCCGUGCAGCCCUCUCUUUUUCUUCUUUGCCUGCCAUCUUUCUGUAAUCCCUUGUUUUUAACCUGAAUGUUGUCUAUUCUCUCUGUUAACACACGUUGAUUGCUUUAGAACUGAACCCUGUGCUGCUCUCAUUUCUUAUUGCCUAUGCUGUGUGAAAUAGAAUGUAGUGAGUAGAGAAAUCAAAAAAAAAAAACAACAGUAUUUCUUUCUUGUAGAUUAUAUAUUUACUGACUCUAUAUCAAUAUGACAAGUGAUAUUUACAAUGUAGUUCAUAAUGAUCAGUCGAGAAAAUAAUUAGAAGGUUUAGCAAGCUCUGUGUGUGUGUGUGUGUGUGUGUGUGUGUGUGUGUGUAUAUGUGUGUGUGUGUGUUGCUGGUAUUGCUUACUUUUUUAUUUUUGCCAUGUGUAGGCAGAAUUGUGAUGUGCCCUUACGAUGGCUCACACAGUGCUUUUUGACAGCUCUGCUGCCUUAUAUUCUGUCGCGAUAGCUGGGAAUUGUCCCCAUGUGGGAUUCUUAAGUCUUCAUGCCCUUUAAUAUGGUCGCCAUUAAGUGCAGGACAUGGUAACAAACCGAAAACGCAAAUCAGAGAAUGCUAUGAUAAAACGUAAAGGCUAUAAUAAUAACUGCGGAAGCAAUAGAAAAUCUAAUAGUACUUUAAUAUGAAUUAAAAAUCAGAAAACGCAACAGCAAAACAAAAAUUGCAACAGCAAACAGCUUUCCUGUGGUGUAUAUAUUGGUUUGCUGUAGUGUCUAUAGGUUUGCAGUAGUGUUAGUUUUGUCUGUAGUUUUGUUGUAAAGUCUUUAGCUAUGCUGUAGAGUCUGUAGUUUUGCUAUAAAGACUUUAGUCUUGCUGUAGAGUCUGUAGUUUUUCUUUAGUGCCUGUAGUUUUGCUGAAAUGUUUAUAGUUUUGCUGUAGAGUCUGUAGUUUUGCUGUAAUGUUUAUAGAUUUGCUGUAGAGUCUGUAGUUUUGCUGUAAUGUUUAUAGUUUUGCUGUAGAGUCUGUAGUUUUGAUGUAGAGCCUGUAGAUUUGCUGUAGAGUCUGUAGUUUUGAUGUAGAGCCUGUAGAUUUGCUGUAGAGUCUGUAAUUUUGCUUUAAUUUUUAUAGAUUUGCUUUAAUGUUUAUAGCUUUGCUGUAGCGUCUGUAGUUUUGCUUUAAUGUUUAUAGUUUUGCUGUAGUGUCUGUAGAUUUGCUGUUGAGUCUGUAGUUUUGCUGUAGAGUCUGUAGUUUUGCUGUAGAGUCUGUAGUUUUGCUGUAAUGUUUAUAGAUUUGCUGUAGAGUCUGUAGUUUUGCUGUAAUGUUUAUAGAUUUGCUGUAGAGUCUGUAGUUUUGCUGUAAUGUUUAUAGAUUUGCUGUAGAGUCUGUAGUUUUGCUGUAGUGUCUGUAGAUUUGCUGUAAUGUUUAUAGCUUUGCUGUAGAGUCUGUAGUUUUGCUGUAGUGUCUGUAGAUUUGCUGUAAUGUUUAUAGCUUUGCUGUAGAGUCUGUAGUUUUGCUUUAAUGUUUAUAGUUUCGCUGUAGUGUCUGUAGAUUCGCUGUAGUGUCUGUAGGUUUGCUUUAGUGUUUGUAGAUUUGCUGUAGUUUUGCUUUAGUGUCUGUAGUUUUGCUGUAGUUUCCCUAAUGUUCUUAGUUAUAGUGUGUUUUCUGAUUUUCACUUUUGGUUUGUUAAUGUGUUGUGUACUUUCCGGCAACCAUACUUGAAACUUUUCCAGCAAACGUUGUCAGCUUAGACUGAAUCUAUCUAUCUAUCUAGCUAGGUAUCCAUUUUCAGUAGACGCAUGGUUUAUAUCAUACUAUUUGUUUACAUCCUAUCGAAGAACGAUUGCUGAUUUUCUUUCCACUACGAUGGUGUUUAGAAGCUCUGACUUGCAUUUUAUGUUUACGUCCAAGAUAGCUGUAAAUUGCAUACUGUAGGAUAUUGUAUGGUGUGAGAUUGUGACCCAUUUUGAAAUGGAUGUUGCACCAGUUGAGCAGUUGUGUAUUUGUCAUGUGCCUUUCAUGCCAUCAUUAUCAUCUGUGAUUGAUUUUGAAAACAAAACAAAAAAAACCUUUUUUGCACUCAUUUUAAAAUGGAAUCUUUAAAUUAUUUAUGUAUUUAUGUCAGUUUUUAUUAUUCUCCUUACCAUUUUAAACCUUAGUGUGUAUGUGUGAUAGUGUGUGCGUGUGUGCGCGUGUGUGUGUGCGUGUGUGUACGUGUGUGUGCGUGUGUGGGGUCCCCGAGCUGUGGCCUCGGCAUUGUGCGAGCUGUAAUAAACUCUUGACUUUUUCACCUUA
Molecule: messenger RNA, 5505 nt
Organism: Tachysurus fulvidraco (yellow catfish)
Lineage: Eukaryota; Metazoa; Chordata; Actinopteri; Siluriformes; Bagridae
Gene: phf14
Product: PHD finger protein 14
Exons: 17
Coding region: 168-2723 (851 amino acids)
Biological process (GO): regulation of transcription by RNA polymerase II
Source: RefSeq, a predicted model, not a curated record